Messenger RNA from Rhodofomes roseus, 1950 nucleotides. RefSeq names its product MFS general substrate transporter. The transcript is spliced from 14 exons. Gene Ontology annotation, molecular function: acetyl-CoA transmembrane transporter activity. The coding region runs from base 120 to 1703 and encodes 527 amino acids. The record is from RefSeq and is a predicted model, not a curated record. Gene Ontology annotation, cellular component: membrane. Lineage: Eukaryota; Fungi; Basidiomycota; Agaricomycetes; Polyporales; Fomitopsidaceae.
CUCGGCUUGGCGACGAGAGCUGUGCGUCCCGGCGUCGGGCGACUGGCUGAGACACCGCAUCUGUGGGGGCGCAGACGGCAUCAUUCUCGAGAAUACACCUCCUUUCUGUACCCUACACCAUGCGAAUUGCUCCUCUCGACGAUGCCGAGGUCGAACUCAGCCUGCUGUCCCCCCGCGCACGAGAAGACUCAGAAAGCAGCAGCGAGACCCUCUAUGAGGAGCUUGAUAUCGACGAGGAGAAUGUCAAGCCUGUGCUCAAGGACCGGCCCGCAACGUGGAAGGAGAAGAAGGGCAUGAUUCUACUAACAUGUCUAUUCCUCAGUCAGGGUGUACCAUUAGGCCUCGUAACAGGCUCACUGCCCUUCCUCCUACGAAGCCGGCUGACUUACUCCCAACUGGCGACCUUCUCACUCUCCGUAUAUCCUUAUUCCCUCAAGCUACUUUGGUCACCCCUCGUCGAUGCUCUCUAUUUCCCUUCCAUCGGUCGCCGGAAAUCAUGGCUCAUGCCUCUACAACUACUAUCUGGCACUAUAAUGCUUAUACUAUCAUUUUAUGGAGAUCACAUGGUGGACAAUGCUGUUGACUACUUGUACACUCUAACUGCUGCUUUCACAUUCCUCAUAAUGGCGGUCGCAACUCAAGACAUCGCGGUUGAUGGCUGGGCCCUCACACUGCUAUCCGAACGACACAAAUCGUACAUCCCAACCUGCCAGACUAUAGGGCUGAGCACAGGCUCACUCCUGUCGUAUACUGGAUUCCUUGCGCUCAAUAGCGAAACAUUUGCCGCGAAACACGGCAUCCCGCGGUUGACACUCGGAGCUUACUGCAUGUUCUGCGCAAUGCUGUCAUAUGCGCUCACGCUCUGGCUGCUGUUCGAGAAGGAGAAAGACGUUGUGGAAGAAGGUGACAUGAGCCUCAAAGCGAUCUACGUCAAGAUGUGGGAGAUCAUGAAGUUCCGACACGUCCAGACGCUGCUCAUCCUCCUGCUCGUCGCAAAGAUCGGCUUCCAAGCCGACUCCGCCGUGUCCACGCUCAAGAUGGUCGAGAAGGGUUUCAGCAAGGAGGACCUCUCCCUCACCGUCCUCAUCAGCUUCCCCUUCCAGAUCUGCGGCGGCUGGCUCGCGGGCCGGUGGUCCAAAGGCGAGCGGCCGCUCCGCGCGUGGAUGCAUAUGUACUGGCCCGCGUUUGCGCUCGUGCUCCUGUCGACGCUGACCGUGUACUGGUUCCCCCAUCCCCCGCUCCCAAUUGCCUGGUAUGUGUUCAUUAUCGUGCAGAGCAUUGCGAGCUCGUUCGUUAUGACGAUCCAGUUUGGAGGUAUGACCGCGUUCCACACACGGAUAUCGGACCCAGUCGCCGGAGGAACGUACAUGACGUUGUUCGCGACCUUCAACAACCUAGGUCUCCUAUGGCCAAGGUAUUUCGUUCUGAAGGCUGUCGACGUCUUCACCGUCGCAACCUGCAGCGUGUCCGCGCCCAGCAGUACCCUCGAUCAGCUGGCGACGCCCGCAAGCUGUAUCACAAAAUCGGAGAAGGCCGCAUGCACAGCGCUCGGCGGGACUUGUGACGUCCAGCAGGACGGGUACUAUGUGAUGUCCGUCGUGUGCCUCGCCGUCGGCAUCGUCCUCCUCAUCUUCUUCAUGAUCCCGACCGCGCGCAGACUGCAGUCAAUUCCACCAAAGGAAUGGCGCGUGCGCUCAUCAUAACGCUAGCACAUUGCAUUCCAACCCCCGCGAUCCUUCACGCAUGGCUAUGUGGAAUGCAUUUCAUGGACAUCACGAUGUCUCAUCACACACAUGUCUCUGUACCCUCUCGCAAUUUUAUGUAUUUAUCGCACAUUUUGACCUUGCCCUCAUCUGAUGUAUGGUCCACAAUGUGUACCUUGUGGGGAACUUCUAUAAUUGCAUUUGUCCAGAUCUGUCCACCCACAGUCAAAAUCAUUGAUCAGGGGCU